AGGAAAACACUUUUACCAAAUCCAAAACAAAGCAAUCAUGCCCGCAUUCUCCGAUAUUUCCUAUCUUUUCCCACUUUCUCUUUCCUCUAUCUUUUUCUCUCACAUUAUUCAUAUAAUUAAGUAAACUAAAUAUAUAUACAAUUUGUACCAGAAAAUCAGAAAUCCAAACCAAGUCCUACAUACCAAUCCCACAGGUCACAGGGGUUGAUUAUAUUUUUUUCUCUUUUUCUUCUCCCUUCUUGCUGUUCACCCACCACUCAUUCAAAUCCUUUCCAGAAACAAACCCUCUCUCUCUCUCUCUCUCUUUGCUCUUUCCACACGCACAGGAAAGAAAAUGGGGAAAUGCUGAUCAAAGAUUCAAAGCCCUUAACUUUCUGCUCUCUAUCUGAUACUUUUUCCUGUCUUUUUCAUCCUUUGAUCAAUGCAAAAUUUUGCUUUAUUUGUUGUUUGGUUCUAUUCAUUGACAAUUUUGGUAUGAGUCUCAGUAUUUAAUUUGCAGUUUAGCUUUGAUUAUUGUUUUUCUAUUUUGAGAAACGGAAAAGUGUAUACUGAAGAAGACUUGAUUGAUCCAAGUGAAUCUUCAUUGAUCUUUGCAAUGGAGUAUCUAUUUCCCCAUUUUUAAUUAUUUUUUUUUGCUUUGCUCGAAAGAAAUCUGGGAAUCGCUGCCAAAUCCAGCUCAGAUAAUCCAGUUGGGAAUGUUCUUUCUUUCUUUCUGCUUUCUUGAUCUGCAAAACAAAGAUCAAAACUUGAUUGGAUUUUUAGCCGAUCAGAGAGUUUUGCAGUAAUGGGUUGUGCUACUUCAAAGCCAAGAGUCUGCCGGCACUGCAAGGCUCCAUGUUCUCCGGUGCACCGGAGCUAUUCGAUGCAAGGGGAGGCGGCCUACCACACGGUGGCGCUCACCUCCUCCACGCUGGGGUCUCUGAAGCUCGAUCCACUGAAUCAGAGCCAGAAUCAGAACCAGAUUCAUUGUAUCAACGACGAUAAAGAUGGGUUUGGGAUGGGAUUGAUUGAGGCAAAAACGUGGUCGGAAAUGAUCAAUGAAAAGAUUCCGAAAUUGGUCCCGAAAACGCCGAUACGCACUCCUCCCGGCGAGCCGGAGACGAUCAAUGCUUGGGAGUUAAUGGAGGGGCUCGAAGACGUUAGCCCUCUCAAGCCUCCCCACCAUCUCCGAAGCUUCUCCUUCCAAGUGCCCCGGAACCCGGGUCUCUUCCCGGACGAUCAGCCGACUCCGAGAGUGAAAGACGACGGCGACGCAUCGGUUAAGCCGCCGCCGUGGGCGGCGGAAACCGGCGACGACGAAUCGAAUUCCACCUCAAAUGACACCUCAAUCGUGCCGGAAUUUGACCCGGAGAUGAUAUCCGCUUUCAGAAAAGCGCUGGAAAAUCCGUUUGUUAGAGAAGAAGAAGAGUAUAAGAAGAAUCUGGGGAAAAACAAAGUGGUUUUAUACUUCACGAGCCUGAGAGGAGUGAGGAAGACGUACGAGGAUUGCUGCCAUGUUCGAGCGAUUUUGAAGGCGAUAGGAGUUAAAAUUGACGAGAGGGAUGUGUCUAUGCAUUCUGGGUUUAAGGAGGAGCUGAAAGAGCUCUUGGGGGAUACUUACGGCGGCGCGUGCUUGCCCAGAGUGUUCGUCGGUAAAAACUUCCUCGGCGGCGCCGAUGAAAUCAGGCGAAUGCACGAGGACGGCCAGCUUGAGAAGGCGGUGGAAGGCUGCGAAAUGGCGGAUGGCAGUGGCUGCGCCGCCGCAGGAAAUGGUGGCGUUUGUGAGAGCUGUGGGGAUAUAAGGUUUGUGCCGUGUGAGACAUGUUCCGGGAGUUGCAAAAUUUACUGUGAAGCUGAUUACGAGGACGACGAGUACGAGGACGAUGAUAAUAAGGAUGAUGAUUAUGGUUUUCAGAGAUGCCCAGAUUGCAACGAGAAUGGACUCAUACGAUGUCCAAUUUGUUGCGACUGAAAACAGUUUGUGAAGGGAUAAAUUAUGGUGAUUCAACUGAUUAAAAAAAGUUAAACUUUUGUUCAUUGUGCACAAAAAGUCCUCUUUAUUUUGAGAGGUUACUCUUACAUUGUGGCUGGUGAGACUCAAUCUUUUUGGUGAUUUUCUAAAAUCAUCGUGAGAUGCAUGUUGUACAGAGAGUUUGAUAUUGUGAGGAGAGAUUUAUGACCCAAUUACCAUAGGUAUAUUAUAUACAAGUUGUGUAACAUGAAUGUAUGUUACUACUUUUACAGAUUGAUUGUUAUGAGCAGCAUAAUAUAUAUAACUAUAUAAGCCACCCAGUGUCCUCAAAGCUUGUAAUG
Messenger RNA from Ipomoea nil (Japanese morning glory), 2292 nucleotides. RefSeq lists its product as uncharacterized. The coding region runs from base 785 to 1951 and encodes 388 amino acids. The transcript has a single exon. The record is from RefSeq and is a predicted model, not a curated record. Lineage: Eukaryota; Viridiplantae; Streptophyta; Magnoliopsida; Solanales; Convolvulaceae.